AUGGAGGUGGACCUGCUGGACUUUUUGGUCCCUGUGGAGAACAACAAGACUUUGUUUGUGUGGAACAUCAAGCAGCAAUUCACAGAGGCGCAAGUACACGAACACUUGUACACGCUCUUUUCGGCCUUCGGUCCGCUCUACCUGGUGAAGGUGAAUCCUAAUGCAACACUGAGUCAGCCCGGCUUCAACGCCAUGCUUAAGUUCUACUCAGCAACUCAUGCCCGCAAAGCUCAGCAGAGCACGGAUGGAUGCCCUCUUUUCCAGGACACGCCCCUCAAGGUGAGGCUGAGCACCAAGCAACAGCCUCACUUCUUAUCUGGCAGCCAACCCCUGAGCCAUAUGCGCUGUGUGGAGUUGGCCAAUCACUGCCUGGGGUUCAACGGGUGGACAUGUGACAUCAUCAGCCUGAAGGAGCUUCCCACUGAGGAAGACGAUGAAGAGGAAGCGGGUGUGAGCGGGCGAGUGCGUGUCAGGCUGGGCUGUGUGGUCCAGAUCUCCUUCCCGCGCCAUGGCGUGAUUACCCGAGGAGCCGCCUCAGUGGAAGAUGUCUACAUGAACACUGGUCCUGAAUCACUGCUGCAGAAGCGAAGCUUCUUACACAAGUUGGUUCGAGACAAAGCCGCAGUGCAGGCCUUCUCCACGGUGGUGCUGGUUCUCCUCGGUGAGGGGAAAGUGAUGGUGGAGCUAAGACGUACAUCUGAACAUCUUUUCUCUGAGGAGCCGCAAGAACUCGUGCAGGUCAGCGAGUACCAGGUGAAGGAGCUCAGUGCCGAGGAGGACCUUUGGCAGCAUGAAGAUCUGGACCUGACUGUGUGGUAG
This is a messenger RNA of Nerophis lumbriciformis (worm pipefish), 819 nucleotides long. The record is from RefSeq and is a predicted model, not a curated record. Lineage: Eukaryota; Metazoa; Chordata; Actinopteri; Syngnathiformes; Syngnathidae.